This is a messenger RNA of Prunus mume (Japanese apricot), 2425 nucleotides long. Its product is annotated as purple acid phosphatase 2-like. Lineage: Eukaryota; Viridiplantae; Streptophyta; Magnoliopsida; Rosales; Rosaceae. The record is from RefSeq and is a predicted model, not a curated record. Gene Ontology annotation, molecular function: metal ion binding; acid phosphatase activity.
CAUUAUAUAUAUUGAUGAUCAAGAUAUUCGGGUGCUAUUGAUCAUAAAUGGGCUGCGAGUUCACAGGCAUCCCUGAUAAUCUAUUUCUUGUUUCUGCCAUUUCAUGAUGAUUGUAGCCAUGACCUUUCAUGAUCAAUUGGUGCAAUGACUUUUCAUGAAUUAUUAAUAAAAGCAUAAAGAAAGAUAUGUGCACGUAUAUUAAUAUAUACAAGUAUGACUUUCUGCAGCUUUAACACCCUUCGGUGGGUUCUUUCUUAGUGCUAGUCUGCUAGAGAAUAUCACGUUUGUCCCCCACACAAUAUUGUUUUUCACCUGCCAUAUCUCUUAAAUAGUUACCAACAAAUCCUUUUAGUUGUUUUGUGCAGUAGCCUUCUAUAGAGCCAAAUACUCGUCGGACCUUGCACCACUCCAUCCCCAAACAACAACUUUUUCUCCGCUCUCCAAGCUCUCUUGUUUUUUUGGUUUGGUUAGUUUAUUUUCUUUUAACCCUUUCUUCUCUGGUAUGUCUGUAGAUAUGUUUUAGAGAAGAUAUUUAUAGUUGCAGAGGUAGCAACUAAAGCUUGAGAUAGAAGGGUAAUGAAGCAGAGGGGUUUGAUCGAAAAACUCAGUUGGUAUUGGAGAGAUAUUCCUUCUGAUAACGGAAAAAUUUGGAGAGAAUUUAGAGGAAGGAAACAAUGAUUAUCAAGAGCUCCCUCCACCGGUUUGAGGUGCCUCGAGUAAUAAUAUGAUCAAGAUGGGUGUGGUGAGCUUAGCGUCUGUUUCUACUUAUUCAAGGGUAUCUAGUUUUGUAGUUUUGGGUUUGGUUUUGAACUUGGCUGUGGUUUGCAAUGGAGGAAUAACAAGCCCUUUUGUGAGGAAAGCUGAGAAGACGGUUGAUAUGCCUUAUGAAAGUGACGCCUUUCAAGUCCCUCAUGGCUAUAAUGCACCUCAACAAGUUCAUAUAACACAAGGAGACCACAAGGGAAAGGCCAUGAUUGUGUCAUGGGUCACUGUGGAUGAAAAAGGCUCCAGCAAAGUGCUUUUCUGGAGUGAAGGUCAAAAGAAAAGGAUGGCUGAAGGCAAAGCUAAAACCUAUACAUACCAUGAUUACACUUCUGGUUACAUUCACCACUGUACCAUCAGAAACUUAGAGUACAAUACCAAAUAUUACUAUGUGGUUGGAAUUGGGCACACUGAGAGGCUGUUCUGGUUUGUAACUCCUCCUGAAGUUGGGCCAGAUGUCACUUAUACAUUUGGUCUCAUGGGGGAUUUGGGCCAAACCUUUGAUUCAAACUCGACACUUACUCACUAUGAAGAAAACCCACUUAAAGGACAAACAGUUUUGAACCUUGGAGACCUCUCUUAUGCAGAUAAUCAUCCCAAUCAUGACAAUGUUAAGUGGGAUACAUUUGGAAGAUUCAUUGAGAGAAGUGCUGCUUAUCAACCUUGGAUUUGGACUGCAGGGAACCAUGAGAUUGAUUAUGCACCAGAAAUUGGUGAAUACAAACCUUUCAAGCCAUACACUCACCGGUAUAAUGUCCCACACAAAGCAUCAGGGAGCCCUGCCCCAUUUUUUUACUCAAUCAAGAGAGCUUCAGCAUACAUCAUAGUCUUGUCUUCAUAUACAGCUUAUGGUAAAUACACUCCUCAGUACCAAUGGCUUGAGCAGGAGCUACCAAAAGUUAACAGGAGUGAGACAUCAUGGUUGAUUGUCUUACUGCAUUCCCCAUGGUACAACAGCUACAACUAUCAUUACAUGGAAGGAGAGAGCAUGAGAGUCAUGUUUGAGUUGUGGUUCGUGCAGCACAAGGUUGACGUAGUCUUUGCAGGUCAUGUCCAUGCCUACGAACGAUCUGAACGUGUAUCGAAUAUAGCCUAUAACAUCGAAAAUGGAAAGUGCUCUCCAGUGGUGAAAGAUCAAUCUGCGCCGGUGUACAUUACCAUUGGAGAUGGAGGAAAUAUUGAAGGCUUGGCAACCAAUAUGAGGGAGCCACAGCCAGAUUACUCAGCUUAUAGAGAGGCCAGUUUUGGUCAUGCCAUUUUCGACAUCAAGAACCGAACUCAUGCCUUCUACAGUUGGCACCGGAACGACGAUGGAGUUGCAGUGAAAGCCGAUUCUAUGUGGUUUUUCAACAGAUACCAUCAUCCUGUUGAUGAUUCUACAAGUUCCCAAUCAUGAUCAUGAGAAAAGAUAAAUUUUGUUGCUCUUGUUUUCUAGAAUAAGUUUGAGCUGUAUUUCUUAUUAAGUUAGUCAAUAUUUUCUGUAUGUUUGGUUCGUCUCUCUAUUUCUACCAUUUAUAAAUCACCAAGGAUCUGUGUGUGAUCUGUCUUGAUGUUGAUAAAAGAGAUAUCCCUAAAUCGAUGACUUGUUGGUUAGUUGUAUUGCACUUUGGAUAACUAUUUCUAGCAGAGUAUGUAUUCCUCCACCAUGUUUUUAAGUUCGAUU